Molecule: messenger RNA, 2665 nt
Organism: Rhodamnia argentea
Lineage: Eukaryota; Viridiplantae; Streptophyta; Magnoliopsida; Myrtales; Myrtaceae
Product: NADPH--cytochrome P450 reductase-like
Exons: 18
Coding region: 305-2362 (685 amino acids)
Cellular component (GO): cytosol
Molecular function (GO): NADPH-hemoprotein reductase activity; FMN binding; flavin adenine dinucleotide binding
Source: RefSeq, a predicted model, not a curated record
CUAAUUACUCUGUCUCUCUCUCUCUGUCUCUCUCUCUCUCCACAACCACACUUCACCAAACCCAUCACCAGAGUUAGAGAGCGAGAGAGAGAGAGAGAAGAGUCCUCUGCAACUCUUUCUCCCUCCGGAAUCCGGCGAAGACCCAUCAUUCUACGCCUUCAUACAAGAUCCGGGUUCCGGUUACUUUCCCCCGGACACCUCUUCUUUCUGCACAAUCAGCCCCACCAUCAUCAUCACCUUCGAGCCCGGUCAAAUUGUUGUGGCCACCUGGUGAUCUUGUGUCGGCUACAAGACGUGGGGCGACAUGGACCCCUCCAAUGCCUCGUCGGAGCCUGCCACCGAGCUGGCCUCCCUUCUCUUCGAGAACAAAGAGCUGGCGAUGAUUCUGACCACCUCCAUCGCGGUCUUCAUCGGGUGCGUCGUCGUGUUCUUCUGGCGCCGAUCCGGCGGCCAGAAGGCGAGAUCCUUCGAGCCCCCCAAGCCCCUGAUUGUCAAAGACCUCGAGCCCGAGAUUGACGACGGUAAAAAGAAAGUCGCCAUCUUUUUCGGUACUCAGACUGGUACGGCCGAAGGUUUCGCUAAGGCAAUGGCUGAUGAAGCAAAAGCUAGAUAUGAUAAGGCGGCGUUUAGAGUUGUUGACCUGGAUGAUUACGCCGCUGAUGAUGAGGAGUAUGAGGAAAAGCUGAAGAAGGAGACCCUGGCCUUUUUCUUUCUGGCGACAUACGGAGAUGGUGAGCCAACUGAUAAUGCAGCAAGGUUCUUUAAGUGGUUUACUGAGGGAACAGAGAGAGGAGAAUGGCUUCAAAACCUGCAAUAUGGAGUGUUUGGUCUUGGCAAUAGGCAGUAUGAGCAUUUUAACAAGGUUGCAAAGGAGGUUGAUGAUGGCCUUGCUGAGCAAGGUGCGAAGCGUCUCGUGCCAGUGGGUCUUGGGGAUGAUGAUCAGUGCAUCGAGGAUGACUUCAGUGCGUGGCGGGAGUUGGUGUGGCCGGAGUUGGAUAAUUUGCUACGCGAUGAGGAUGAUGCUACAAGUGCUUCUACUCCUUAUACGGCUGCUGUAUUGGAAUAUAGGGUUGUGUAUCGUGACCCUAUGGAUACACCGGCUCUGGAGAAAAGCUUAAGCAGUGCCAACGGUAAUGCCGUUAUUGAUGCUCAACACCCAUGCAGGGCUAAUGUUGCCCUAAGGAAAGAACUCCACACUCCUGAAUCUGAUCGAUCCUGCAUUCAUUUGGAAUUUGACAUUGCUGGGACUGGACUUGCAUAUGAGACCGGGGAUCAUGUUGGUGUUUACUGUGAGAAUCUAAUGGAAACUGUUGAUGAAGCAUUGAAUUUAUUGGGUGUGCCACCAGAGACUUAUUUCUCCAUCCACACCGAUAAGGAGGAUGGUACACCAUUUAGUGGUGGCUCAUUGCCUCCUCCAUUCCCACCCUGUACAUUAAGAACAGCCUUAUAUAAAUAUGCAGAUCUCUUGAGUUCACCGAAAAAGUCUGCUUUGCUUGCAUUAGCAGCUCAUGCUUCUGAUCCAAAUGAGGCUGAUCGGCUGAGAUAUCUUGCAUCACCCGCUGGAAAGGAUGAGUAUGCACAGUGGGUAGUCGCCAGCCAAAGAAGCCUCCUUGAAGUCAUGGCUGAGUUCCCUUCUGCAAAACCGCCCAUUGGUGUUUUCUUUGCAGGAGUUGCUCCGCGGCUGCAACCCAGAUUUUACUCAAUCUCCUCCUCUCCUAGGAUGGCGCCCUCUAGAAUUCAUGUUACGUGUGCACUAGUUUAUGGAGAAACACCAACAGGAAGGACUCACAAAGGAGUUUGUUCAACUUGGAUGAAGAAUGCUGUGCCAUUGGAUGAGAGUGAUCAAUGCAGUUGGGCUCCUAUUUUUGUGAGGCAAUCAAACUUCAAACUUCCUGCAGAUUCUAAAGUACCCAUUAUCAUGAUUGGACCAGGCACUGGAUUAGCACCUUUCAGGGGUUUCCUACAGGAAAGAUUAGCUCUGAAAGAAGCUGGAGUGGAACUCGGACCAUCUAUACUUUUUUUCGGCUGCAGAAACCGCCGAAUGGAUUUCAUUUAUGAAGACGAACUGAACAACUUUGUUAAAGCUGGUGCAGUGUCUGAGCUUCUUUUAGCCUUCUCCCGUGAGGGACCAACCAAGGAAUACGUGCAACACAAAAUGUUAGAGAAGGCUUCAGAUGUUUGGCAAAUAAUCUCCGAUGGAGGCUACAUAUAUGUUUGUGGUGAUGCCAAAGGCAUGGCUAGGGACGUCCACAGAACUUUGCACACAAUUGUUCAAGAGCAGGGAUCUCUCGACAGCUCAAAAACUGAGAGUCUGGUGAAGAAUUUGCAAAUGACUGGUAGGUAUCUGCGUGAUGUGUGGUGACGCACACCUCCUCUGUAAAACCAUUUUGGAGAGGGACAGAGAAAAUAAAACCACGCAACAUUUAGUCUGGGUCACGCAUAAAACCUACCGUUGGACCACAAAGUCACAUGUGGUAGGCAUAGCAAACUUAUUAUGUAAUUCUUUUUAGUCUCCUGACACAAAUAUAAGGUGCUAUUUAUCGCUGUAGUUUUACGCAUACAGAUUCCUAAUUGACAAUUUAGACACUAGUUUGUGUAUCCUCCAAUUUUUAUUUUAUAAUCCCUGAAAGAGGUCAAAAUGACAGUUAUGCUGUUUUCCAUACAA